Molecule: messenger RNA, 6180 nt
Organism: Notolabrus celidotus (New Zealand spotty)
Lineage: Eukaryota; Metazoa; Chordata; Actinopteri; Labriformes; Labridae
Gene: plekhh2
Product: pleckstrin homology domain containing, family H (with MyTH4 domain) member 2
Exons: 30
Coding region: 161-4603 (1480 amino acids)
Biological process (GO): negative regulation of actin filament depolymerization
Cellular component (GO): cytoplasm; cytoskeleton
Molecular function (GO): actin binding
Source: RefSeq, a predicted model, not a curated record
GCUGGAAUGAAAUACUCUGGCAAAGAGAGAAACUCACCGAUUAUCUGCUGAUGACUUUGGACAUUUAACUAACUAACUUAUAAACGCGGGGGUCGACAUGACGUGAGGGUCCUUCCUUAGUUUCUAUCCGUGAAAUAUCUUUAAAGAGGGGUGAGGCAGCAUGGCGGAAGGGGAAGAGGCCAUGAGCCAGGAGGACUGGAAGGAGAAGUGUUUGGUCCUGGAGGCUCUCCUCAUGAAGUUCAGAGUUCAGAUCAUCAAGAUUAGAGAACUCACCGCUGACAAGAUUCAGCAGCUGGAGACGCAGGUGAUCGAUGCAGAGAAGAGAGCCUUCACAGCUCAGCAGCAGGCACAGUGGAUGGAGGAGAAGCUAAAGGCUGCAGGUGGUCCCUCUGGAGACUCUGAGGUGUGUUUGUUUCAGCGGUGUCAGGAGCUGCAGGCGUUGGUGCAGGAGAGGGAAGAGGUCAUUGCACGGUUGGAGCUGCAGCUGGAGGAGCAGAAACAGAACCGACUCCAGGACGCCAAAACUGUGGAAGAGAAAGCCGCUAAGAUCAAGGAGUGGGUGAUGCUGAAGCUGUCAGAGUUUGAGGUGGAGAACGCAGCUUUAAGAGAAACCAACAAGCAGCAGGAAGCUCAGAUUGCGGAGCUACAGAAACAAGUGCUGGCAUUCGAACAGAAGUGUGCAGCUGGCGGAGGAAGAGGAGUCCUGAGCAGACCAGGUGAGGCUCAGCGUCUCAGCAGCCUGACGUUCGGCUGUUUCCAGGUGAAGGGGAAGAGUCCGCAGGUACUCACAGGCCCCGCCCCCUCCCAAAGAACCCUCAGUGUCCAGGGAGAGAACGACCAGGACAACAGUGAAAGGAGCGCUGCUCAGAUUUCCUCCUCUUCCUCAGGAUCAGUCUCUGAACUCCAUAGACCGGAUCACUCUGGACUCCUGCAGGAGGACAGCGCCUCUGAAAGUCUGGGUGAGAAUACAGGUGGAGCUGAGUCCCGGGGUGUCUCCUCUGUUCUGUCCAGCGCUGCAUCAGAGGGGGACGUAGGAGGAGGAGAAGAGGGAGGGAGUGAGAGCAGGGGGGACGGGCUGGAGUUCAGCCGGCCUGGCAGUGAAACCUACCUGACAGCUUCAGACGACAGCAGCUCUAUGUUUGACGAUGACAUGCAGCGAGCUGAGCGACCCCGCUUCAGCCUGCCAGGGGUUUCAGAUGGGACACUGGGGGGGAGUCAGAAGGGAGGGGGGGAGGCUCACAGGGAGGACUGCCCCUCUGAAGAGCUCAACAAACGUUUCCAGUCGCACAGACUCGACUCCUCAUCUUCCUCCAGCGAAACAAACACCCCCAGUCCCAUCCUCACCCCGGCCCUCACCCCGAAACGACCCAACCCUCCCCAGGACCCGAAGGACACCCCUGCCUCACCCAAACAGCCCCGCCUGCGGAAACCAGCAGGGUUCGGCCUCAUGAACGUCGCUCUGGCUAAGAAACACCUGAGCCAGCCACCCAUCUGCCGUGAGGCAGCACACGGACAAACACGCAACGCUCUGAGCAUGCUCCGCCCCCUCCGACCCUACGAGACAGACCUGGACCAGGAGCAGGAGGUUGUCAUUGAGACAGAGAAGGAUGCAGCUACUCUUCCAUCACUGAGGGACUCACCUGGUCAUCCUGAACCUGGGGCAGAGAUCAGGCCUGAGAGGCAAGACUGUGACGGCUCAGCACCAGGCUGCAAACCUCCAACACCGCCCUUACACAGGCUGCCCUCCUGGGAGAGUCGAAUCUACGCUGUGGCUAAGUCAGGGAUCAGACUGUCAGAGACUUCCUGCGCAGACGCUGCCAGUAAAGACUCGUCCCUUCAGUCCUCUUAUCCUGCCUUUGUAAUGUACACGUCCCUCAUCUAUAAAAACAUGACUACACCUGUUUACACCACUCUGAAGGGGAAAGCGACCCUGCUGAGCAGCAGUCCAUUCUCUGAUGAGUCGUCCAGCUCUGAGGAGUCAUCCAGCUCGGGAGAGGAGGACGGCUCUAUCUGCAGCUCCCGCACCUCAUCCAGCUCCCGGAAAGACAGCACCCCGGGCAGCCCACGCUCACUCAAGAGAGCCGUGUCGAUGUCUUCAAUGACCUCAGAGAGCGACUACGCCAUCCCUCCUGACGCCUACUCCACUGACACAGAGUGCUCUGAACCCGAGCAGAAGCUACCGAAGACCUGCUCUUCAUCCAGUGACAACGGGAGGACUGAGCCGAUGGAGAAGUCAGGCUACCUGCUGAAGAUGGUGAAGACCUGGAAGAAAACCUGGAAGAGACGAUGGUUUGUUCUGAAAGACGGAGAGUUGCUCUACUAUAAAUCACCUAGUGACGUGAUCAGGAAACCUCAGGGUCAGAUCGAGGUCAACGCCAGCAGCAGCAUCGCCCGUGGGGACGGAAAACAAGUCCUCCAGAUAGUGACGGGGAAGCGUGUGUACUACCUGAAGGCCGACUCUCCUAACCUACUGGACGAGUGGCUCAGGACGCUACAGAGCGUGCUCAGACUGAAAACUGCCAGUCCGCUCUUUACUCAGCCUGAUAUCCGGCCCAGCAUGAAGGGGCUGCUUGUCAAGGUGAAGCACGGAUACUCAAAGCGGGUUUGGUGUGCUCUGAUUGGAAAAACGUUGUUCUAUUUCCGCAGCCAAGAGGACAAGUUUCCUCUAGGUCAGAUCAAGCUGUGGGAGGCCCGGGUGGAGGAGGUGGACAGGUCAAAAGAUUCAGAUGAUGACCUGAAGGCGUGUGGGCGGGGCUUACAGGCGACACCUUUCACCAUUGCAAUCCACCCUCAGGAGCAGGGGCCGACCUACCUGCUCAUCGAGAACCGCCACGAGAAGGACUCGUGGCUCUUCCAUCUGUCUGUAGCUGCAGGAACGUCUGUGGGAACAGUCGGCACUGACUUCGAACAGCUGGUGGGAAAACUCUUCCAACUGGACGGAGAUCCAAACUCUUCGAUCUGGAGACACCCUGUGUUGUGUUUCAGUAAAGAAGGUCUGUCGUCUCCUCUCACCACGCUGCCUUCACUGGCUCUGCAGACUGAGGCUGUGAAACUCUUUAAGACCUGUCAGCUAUUCAUCAACGUGGCCAUCGAUGCUCCUGCCAUCGACUACCACGUCUCUCUGGCUCAGAGCGCCCUGCAGGUGUGUCUGACGCACCCCGAGCUGCAGAACGAGUUCUUCUGUCAGCUCAUCAAACAGACCCGCAGGAGGACACCACAGGGCCACCUGGGUCCCUUGCAGGGUUGGCAGUUUCUCGCCCUGUGUGUUGGACUGUUUCUGCCCCAGCAUCCGUUCCUCUGGCUGCUGCAGGUUCACCUCAACAGACAUGGGGACUCCAGGACUGAAGUAGGUAAAUAUGCCAUCUACUGCCUGCGCUCCAUGGAGCGGACCCAGCAGAAGGGUGAGAGACAGGCCCGGCCAUCCCGCAUGGAGAUCCUGUCCAUCCUGCUGAGGAAUCCCUAUCAUCACUCUCUGCCCUUCAGCAUGCCCGUCCACUUCCUCAACAGCACCUACCAGGUGGUGAGCUUCGACGCUUCAACUACAGUGGACGAGUUCCAGAGUCGCCUGAACCAGGACAGCAGCAUGAGGAAGACCGGCCUCUCUGGUUUCAGUUUGUACACCGACGACCCCACAGGGCGAGAGCUGGAGCACUGUCUGCAGGGGGGAGUGAAGAUUUGUGACAUCAUCUCCAAAUGGGAGCAAGCCUCGAAGGAGCAGCACACCGGGAAGUCUGAGAACACCAGGACGGUGCGCCUCACAUACAAGAACAGGCUGUACUUCUCUCUCCAGGUCAGGGGGGAGUCAGAGAGGGAGAGGCUGCUGCUGGCGUAUCAGACAAACGAGGCCAUCGUCGCGGGACACUUCCCCGUCAACAAGGAGCUCGCUCUGGAGAUGGCCGCCCUGCUGGCUCAGGUGGAGUAUGGAGAUUUUGAGCGUCCCUUCUCUGCUCCUGGAUCAGCACAAACCAAGUCUAACCAAACUCUGAAGCAGGUUCUGGACAGAUUCUACCCCAAACAUUACCGCAGGAGCACGUCUGAGGAGCAGCUCAGAGUGCUGCUGCAGCGUCUCUCAGCACGCUGGGCCUCCCUCAGGGGUCGAAGUUCAUCAGAGUGUGUCAGGAUCUACCUGACCGUUGCCAGGAAGUGGCCAUUCUUUGGUGCCAAAUUAUUUGAAGCAGAGUCUGUCACUGCGUCUCCACAGCAGGGUGUGCGUGUUUGGCUGGCCGUGCAUGAGGAUGGCCUCAGUGUCCUGGAGCACAACUCUGUGAAGCCACUGGUGUCCCACACCUACAAGACCCUGAUGACGUUUGGAGGCUGCAGACAGGACUUCAUGCUGGUGGUGGGACAGAGCGUCGUGACAAAUGCCAGUAAAGACAAACCUACAGAGAAACAUCUCUUUGCCAUGGACGCCUCCAAGAUCAGGGAGAUCACCCUCCUCAUCUCCAGUUACAUCAACAGCGCUCAUCAGCAGAAGGCGGCCGCCCACCACCUUUCAGCCCCGGCUCUAAUGGUCGCUCAGCCCGUCAGUCUGAAAAGUAAAGAGCUGAGGAGCAAAUCUCCCCCCGCACUGGGACGCCCCAGCAAGGCUCCCACGCUGCUGUGAUGGGACACAAAUACUACCAAGCCCUCUGAAAAAUAUUUACUUUACUGAGAUAUUUUGUGAUCACACUGCCACAUCCAGAGGUGUCUAGUUGGUCACAUUCAUUUCUGUAUUUUUUGGGGCUUUUAUUCCUUUAUUUAGAGAGGACAAUAAAAAGAGAGGGAAACUGGGACGAGAGUGCAUGUGGCAUGUGGUUUCAUCACUUAGCCAAUCCAGCGCCCCAGAUUCAUUUUUGCUAUGAAGAAUGGUCAAAGUAAAGUAAAGGUCAAAGUAAAGAGGGAUUUCAGAGUUUAGAACCUAAAGAUAUUUUUAAUGUAAAUGGCAAGAAGAUAGAAAAACUGCUGAGCGGCUGAGCAGGCUGCAGUGUCAUUUUUGGGAAAAGGAUCAAGGUGUGUUCACUGAAAGGUUUUAUUUUUUGUCACUGAUAGGCUUAGAUUAUUAUUUUAAGUGUCCAAAAAAGAAUACAGAGAAUCCGUAGAAACAGUUGUUCCUGUGCUCUCUUUACCACCAGACUCUACUGACAAAAUCAGCAAUUUCACCUUCACUGAACACACGAGAUGCUGAUCUACUUCUUAAUUAAUCAGUCAGUUUCUUUCUUUUAUUUUCCAUUAUUUCAUCCCUGUUAAGCACCCAGCUAAAUGGGUACGACCGCAACAUAACAGUACAGAAAGAUGUUCCCUCCCUGGUCCCCAAACCAAAGUUUCCAAGUACCCAAAACAAUUAAUUACAAAUAAAGUGCAACAAUAGCGACAACUGAAUGAAUAACCCUGGAAUGAACAAAUGUCAAAACAUCAAUCAAAAGAAACUGUCUUAUAUCAAACACUUCUACCCUUUACUAUAUAACCCAAAAUACAUAAACUUCACCCGACUCCUUAGCUGAAAUCAAAAGAAGAACAAAGCAAUACAAAAUAAAUUCAACCCAGCUGCUUCAGUUGUAACUCAGGAAAUACCAAAAACCAAAAUCUUGGAUGAACCAGACUAAAGAAGUUUCACAACAUUUUUAUUCCACAUCAAUCACAGUGUACAGAAAAAAAAAACCUGGAGGCUGAGGACGGAAAACUCUGCAGCUGUUACUGAUCACCAAACCCCUGUGGGAGAGCUGACCCACAUAUCCAGCAUAGACUGUAUGAAACAUGGAGGCAAUCUCAUUAACGUCAUCCAUUGGUUUCUUAAGAGGUGUCACAAAGCCUAACUAUGGUGGUCGCCAUUUUGGAAAUGCUGACUCAACCUAACUUUCGAUGUAGAAACAGUCAAAGAGGUGGAGCUUAGGCGGGUUUCAGCAAUCUAGUAAACAGCUACAGCUUGCACACCUGUCACUCAACUCAGCCACACCCAUAAUUAUGUAAAUGUGUAUAUGACUCAUAGCCUUGAUAUUACCAAAACAGAUGAGUUGCUAGAGAGUUCGGCCUGUGUAGGAUGUAAACGUGUGUAUUUCUGUUGUCGAUGUUAAUGUGGGUGUUACCAGGUUUUCCUCAAGCGGCAAAUUGAAACCAAUGCGGAAGUGUUAAAAACUGCAGUUCUUCAAGUGUCCACUUGAGGCUGGCGCCGGAAGUACAGGAAACCACAUACACACAAAAUCA